Miscanthus lutarioriparius is the source of this 1629-nucleotide messenger RNA. The record is from the annotation of a GenBank genome assembly. Lineage: Eukaryota; Viridiplantae; Streptophyta; Magnoliopsida; Poales; Poaceae.
AUGGCGGCGUCCGCCAACGCGACGACACUCUCCGCCUUCGCGUCGCUCCUGACCGCGCGGCGCUUCGCGGCCGCCAAGUCCGCGCUCCCGCCCCUGCUCACGCCGCGCCUCCUGGCGGUGCCGUUCCGGGACCUCGCCGCCACGUCGCUCCCGCGCGGCGCGCCGCCGCACGCCGUGGCAGCGUUCCACGACAUGCUCUUCCGCGCGUACGCGGACGCCGGCGCGGCGGACCGCGCGGCCGAGGCGCUCGACGCCACCGUGUCCCGCCUCGGCCGCCUCGACCCUCGCUCGCUCACGUCCUCGCUCCUCUCGCUCCGCCGCGCCGGGCGUCUAGCGGACGCCGCGGGUCUCCUGACGCGGGCGCUCGGCGCGUGCCCGGGAUCCGUCUCGCCGCUCGCCGCGUCCGUCGUCGUCGAUGGGUUCUGCAAGUCGGGGCGCGUGGACGGCGCCCGCGUGCUGCUCGACGAAAUGCCUCGCCACGGCGUGAGGCUCAAUGCGCUGUGCUACAACUCGCUGCUUGACUGUUACGUGCGCCGAAAGGAUGACGCGCGGAUCCAGGAGCUGCUGGAGAUCAUGAAGAAUGAAGGCAUCGAGGCGACGGUCGGGACGUAUACGAUCCUGGUGGAUAGUUUGUCGACGGCCGGGGAUAUCAACAAGGUUGAAGCUCUGGUUGAUGAGAUGAAGGCGAAGAAUGUUGCAGGGGAUGUGUACUUGUACACCGCUGUCAUCAACGCGUACUGCCGAGCAGGGAAUGUGCGGAGGGCGUCUGAGGUUUUCGAUGAAUGUGUUGGCAAUGGCAUUGAGCCGAACGAGCGUACAUAUGGUGUAUUGAUCAACGGGUUCUGCAAGAUUGGGCAGAUGGAGGCUGCAGAGAUGUUGCUGACAGACAUGCAAGGACGAGGUGUAGGACAUAACCAAAUUAUUUUCAAUACGAUGAUUGAUGGCUAUUGCCGUAUUGGGAUGGUGGACAAUGCUCUUAAAAUAAAGGCGGCGAUGGAGAAAACGGGCAUCGAACUGGACGUCUACACAUACAACACAUUAGCCUGUGGACUGUGCAGGGUGAAUAGAAUGGAUGAGGCCAAGACUCUAUUGCAUAUCAUGAUCGAGAAGGGUGUCGUGCCAAAUUACGUCACGUACACUACGUUGAUCAGCAUACACUGCAAGGAAGGUGACAUGGUGGAGGCUAGAAGGCUGUUCCGAGAAAUGGCAGGGAAAGGGGCAACGCCCAGUGUUGUGACCUACAAUGUUAUGAUGGAUGGGUACAUCAAGAAGGGGAGCAUCCGCGAGGCUGAGAGGUUCAGAAAGGAGAUGGAGAAGAAAGGGCUUGUUCCAGAUGUAUACACUUAUGCAUCGCUAGUUCAUGGGCACUGUGUCAACGGGAAGGUGGAUGUGGCGCUGAAGCUGUUUGAAGAGAUGAAGCAGAGGGGAACGGAACCUAAUGUCGUGGCAUAUACAGCUCUGAUAUCUGGUCUGGCAAAGGAAGGGAGAUCAGAGGAAGCGUUCCAGUUGUAUAAUGAUAUGUUGAAAGCUGGAUUGAUUCCAGAUGACACUGUAUAUUCUGCUCUUGUAGGAAGCCUUCACACUGAUAACCGGAAAGAUAUUCACCACAAACAAAUUAAGGUUUCUUAG